GAGAAUUCCUACAACGACUUUGUGUGCUUGUCAUUUUUAGGUUCCAACAUUAAAAUUCUCGAAGAUCAAUUUGAUGAACUAAUAGUAGAGACAACAACAAAGCGUAAGCAGUGGCCUAAAAAGAUACUGAUGCAUGCUAUUCAAACCAUGAAAGCAGAGCAAGAAAUGUUGAAGCUCUACAAACCUUUGGUAACACCAGAAGAGAUAAGAUCACAGCCUUCUCAAGAUGCUUACGUUGCAGAUCUGAAGCAGGUGACAGAAAUGGCAUCCGAACAGAUCAGUGGGGCAAUGAAGUCUCUCCCAGCGCUAAUAGAAAGAGCGGAAGGUUUUUCCCAAGCGCUAACUUUGCAACCAGUCUUGGAACUCUGCAAGCUGCGGCAAGAAGUCUUUGCUGGUUGCAAGGAGACGGAGGAAAAUAACAACCAAAAUUUUGUACCACCGGGAGAAGUCACACCGACAGACACUGAUACCCGUAAAAAUCCAUACGUUUUGCUGAAAAGAAAGAGAGCUGCAGAUUCACCAGAAAGAAGACGCUACCCACUUCGACGGAGGAAGAUCACUCUCAGCGCGUGA
This is a messenger RNA of Apaloderma vittatum (bar-tailed trogon), 573 nucleotides long. RefSeq names its product NSL1, MIS12 kinetochore complex component (gene NSL1). Gene Ontology annotation, cellular component: MIS12/MIND type complex; kinetochore. Gene Ontology annotation, biological process: mitotic sister chromatid segregation. Lineage: Eukaryota; Metazoa; Chordata; Aves; Trogoniformes; Trogonidae. The annotation marks the transcript as partial. The record is from RefSeq and is a predicted model, not a curated record. The transcript is spliced from 4 exons.